Messenger RNA from Phalaenopsis equestris, 3477 nucleotides. Its product is annotated as protein FAR1-RELATED SEQUENCE 5-like. The transcript is spliced from 5 exons. The record is from RefSeq and is a predicted model, not a curated record. Bases 736 to 3240 code for a protein of 834 amino acids. Lineage: Eukaryota; Viridiplantae; Streptophyta; Magnoliopsida; Asparagales; Orchidaceae. Gene Ontology annotation, biological process: regulation of DNA-templated transcription. Gene Ontology annotation, molecular function: zinc ion binding.
UCGCCCCUCCUGCCGCAGUUCGGAGAAGCAGGUCGACGUAUCCGCGAGUCUGCGUUCGAUAACGCCGGCGAGCGGUCCUAGGAACGGGUGGCGCGAUAAGUAGAAAGAACCCUCCGAAGCCAUGGAGGAGCAAAAGGGAGGCCAAUGAUAUUAACGACAAGUGAAUUCGUUGUCGAUGCGCUUGCUCACGCCAUUGCUGAUCUGCGGUGUGUAGGAAAGAGGUGUUUGCUGGAAGUAUUUCAUCGGUGGUUCUGUAGAUUCUCUGGUAUACCCGCUCUGAAAUCUAGAGAUCAUUCCAGAAUUAUUCCUGUGAACCUAUAUCUAAGGCUCCGUUUGGGGCAGCUUUUUCGCUGCGGUGACGUUUUGAAAACACUUGGGUUGUGCUUGUUUCGCGCGUUUCACCCGCUCAUCACAAAAAGUGGACUAAAUUUGAUAUUAAAUGUGGUUGCGGGCGAUCCCUUGUAUCCCAAGCUUUUCUUUCGGACUUAUACUUGCAUGCCCUUAAGCACUGCUUCGCGAGAGAGCCGCCGAUCUCCCGUUUCAGAAGCCUGAAUCCACCGAAGAAACCACCUUCUUUGGAACCCAACAAGAAGGUUGUUUGAGAAAUCACAAACGACGGAUAGGAAGACCACUUGGGUUGCUGGAGAUGAAGGUUGUUCCUCUUUGCCGGCCGGACGUUUUUGCCGGAGAAGCCCCCAAUAAUGGAGAAGAUCUUCGAAGAAACUCUAGGAGAAAAUGACAGAUACUACACCAACCACUACCACCAUGAUUGGAGAAGCUGCGAGUUCUGGUUGGAUGCCAACUAUUAAUAUGCUGUUUGAUAGCGAAAAUAAUGCAUAUGAUUUCUAUAAUACAUAUGCCGAGAAUGUCGGCUUUUUUGUUAGAAGAUCAACCCUAUGGACGACAUCAAAAAAUAUUGUGACGAGAAGGACUUUCGUUUGCUCGAGGGAGGGUUUCCGAGAGAAGAAAAAGGGGGCGAAGGAAGUGAAGUCUCCGAGGCCCGAAACAAGGAUUGGUUGCGAGGCUUGCAUGACAAUCAGGCUCACACCUAACGGAAAAUACCGCGUAACGGAAUUUGAAGCAAAUCAUAACCACCCCCUUGCAACGGCCGCAUCAAUCCAAAUGUUGAAGGCCAAGAAGCUAAGGCGGAAGGCUCGUGCCACACGAGUUAAUUUGGUAGAUGACUCGGUGAAAACUCCGGAAUUCGAAACCGAAGACGAGGCUUAUGAAUUCUAUAACAUGUAUGCUGGAAGGAUGGGUUUCACUGUUCGACGAGCAAGCAUGACAGUAACGGCUGAUGAUGUUAUUACGAGAAGGAUGUUUGUAUGCUCUAAAGAGGGCUUUCGAGAGCGGAAGAAAGGUGCUAAAAGGGUGAAGAAGCCUCGCCCAGAAACGAGAACAGGGUGCCCAGCAUGUAUGAUCAUCAGAAUAACACCUGGCGGCAAAUAUCACGUCUCGGAAUUUGUUACGUGCCAUAAUCAUCCACUCUCUGCCCCUUCGUCUAGCGACUUAUUGGUUUCACAAAAUUCUGAAACAGGUGUUCUUGAUGAUGAAUCGGGCAUGGCAGAUGUCUUAAUGAUGACCCCUUUGUCAGCCGAUAACCCUUUCAAUAUGCAAGCUCGAACCGCUCAGGAUAUUAGUAUCCAUUCUGUUGACAGUAAACAUAUUAAAUCCGUGCUGGUUGGAGAUGCCGGGGCUACCCUCGAGUAUCUACAGAAAAUGCAAGAAGAGAAUCCAUCAUUCUUUUAUGCAGUUCAAGCUGAUGAUGACGAUAAUUUGAUCAAUUUUUUCUGGGCUGAUGCAAAGUCUGUGUUGGAUUUCAACUACUUUGGUGAUGUGGUCUGUUUUGACUCAACUUAUAAAUAUUUUGGUUAUGGCAGGCCAUUUGCGCAAUUUAUUGGGGUGAAUCAUCAUAAACAAGCUAUAAUAUUUGGUUCCGCGUUAUUGCAUGAUGAAAGCAAGAAAUCAUACAAGUGGUUGUUUGAAACUUUCAAGAAUACAAUGCAUGGAAAACAAUCUAAGACGAUUUUGACAGAUCGGAGUGAAUUAAUGACUGAGGCAAUAGCUGAGAUAAUGCCCGGCACAUUUCAUCGGUAUUGCGUGUGGCAUAUUUACCAGAACACACUUGAGCAGCUAACCCAGGCAUUUCAUGGUUCGAAAACUUUAGCGAGUGAUUUUAGUCGAUGUCUUUUCGAUUAUGAAGAUGAGGAUGAGUUUCUCAUGGCAUGGAGAACAAUGUUGGAAAAUUAUGAUCUCAAAGAUAACCAAUGGUUGGCCAAUCUAUUCGAAGAGAGGGAGAAAUGGGCAUUGGUUUAUAAACGAGAAGCGUUUUAUGCCGAUAUGAAAAGCGUUCAGUUGAAGGAUAACUUGAGCUGUGAGCUAAAAAAGUUUCUUUCACCUGAAAUAGAGCUUUUUCACUUUUAUGAGAAUUAUAAUAGACUACUCGAUGAAAGAAGAUUUGCGGAAUUACAAGCUGAUGUUCAUGCAAGUCAAAAUUCACGAAAAUUGCCUUCGAUGAGGGUGUUAAGACAAGCUGCAGAGUUGUAUACGCACGCUGCAUUUAAAAUGUUUGAAAAAGAAUUUGAGUUUUAUAUGGAUUGUAUGCUAUAUAGUUGUGGCCAGAUUGGGACAAUAUCAGAGUAUAAGGUAACCAUGGAUGAGAAACCUAAAGAUCAUUUUGUUAAGUUUGAUUCACUAGAUGGAAGUGUUACGUGCAGUUGCAAAAAGUUUGAGUUUAUUGGCAUUCCAUGCCAUCACAUGUUAAAGGUACUUGAUUCUAGAAAUAUUAAAGAUUUGCCUCAAGAGUAUGUACUCAAAAGGUGGAGAAAGGAUGCAAAGGUUGGUGCUUUUGGUGGAAGCUGUGACUUUCUAUAUGGUGGGAACCCCCAAACAUUGACGGCAAAGCGCUAUAACUAUUUAUGCCGCAUCUUCAGUAUUGUGGCUUCUAGAGCUUCGAAAUCUUUUGAUGCUAGUGCAUUUAUUGAGAGCCAGUCGGACGUGCUUAUGGAACAGGUCGAGCAAAUUUUAAGAGUACGAACUAUUGAGAUGUCUUCUUUAAUCAAUGCUUCGUGUGAUCGAGCGCAAAACUCAGUUGAAUCCAUUGUUAUUGGAGGCUUCCGACAUGACAGGGUCAGCCAAGGAAGUUUUGUGGGUGCCACAGCAAAUGGUUUUCUUGGCUCUCGGCUUUCACACCCAACUAUGUGUUGGGGACAGUUCCCAGCUGGUCCGCCUGAGCAAUGAAAAGCUGCUCUUCUGUAAUAAUAUUCCGGACUUUCUGCUUCCAGUGUAAUUCUGAAAACGCUCUUUUUGUUGAACCUGAUGUCCAAACAAGCAAUAAGCUCUAGUUUUUAUUCUCUAUAAAAAUCAAGUCGGUAUAAAUAUCUGAAAUGAAUUUAAUAGCUUGGUCUCCACGAUUUAUUUACUUGAGAGGUCAUUAAAAUGUUGUUUGACUAUGCCAGCAUACUUCUAAUGUGCAAA